AUGCGUAAGAAAAUCUUCAUCUUCCUGAUAUUCAUUCUUGCAUCUAACGAUAUCGCAUACGGAAAACAUGGCAAUGACACGAAUAUACAUAAACAAAAUACCGAGAAGACUAGCGAACGAACGAAAAGAUCUUCCAAUAUCAAAUCAUUCUUACAGUAUGAACCAAGCGAUGACGAUGGAAUUUCACAAAAGUUUAUAGACAAAUUAAAAUUAGAUACUAUUAAAGAUGACAGCCCAUUUUGGGGUUCAAGGGGAAGAAGAGAAAGUUUAUCUUUAGAGAAUUCUGAAGAACUACCUAUGACGUACGAAAAAGUUUGUUCUCCUUACAGCAAAACAUGUCUCUCAAUCAAUUCAAUUUAUAGAAAUGACGUGCCAUUCUGGGGUAAUCGUGGCCGGCGUUAUGACAGUAGCAGUGAAGAAAAUAGUAAAGAAUUUUGGGAUGACAGAGUUAGACGACAAGAAGAAGAUGAUCCAUUCUGGGGUAGCAGGGGCAGAAGAACUGAAGACGAACCUUUUUGGGGCAGCCGCGGUAGACGAUUAGAAAGCAACGAGUUUCGAUCUUCGAAUGACGAUGAAACACCGUUUUGGGGAAACAGAGGCCGUCGGAAGAUGAAUGCACUUUACAAUGAACCAGAACCGUUUUGGGGCAGCCGAGGUAAGAAAAAUAAAAAUGCACAGCAACAGUUGAAUGAAGAAGAACCAUUUUGGGCAACGAGAGGUAAAAGAUACCGGAAUUUCGAUGAUCCUCCAAAACCAAUUACUACUGAAUUUGAAAAUAAUUCCAAAUUGUCACGUUUACGGGAUCCCAUUUCAUUUUGGGCAAAUAGAGGUAGAGAUAGUAAAUUGAAACAUCUUUUUACUGGGGCAUUAAGAGGACGUGACAAAGCCCGCAUUAUUAAUAAAGAAGUGAGUGUGGGGUUCCAUGUCAGGCCUUCGGAGCAAAAUACAAUUCAGGAUGACAGAAUUUACGCUGAAGAACCACAUUAUAUUUUGAUUGAACGUAGUAGUAGGUCGUCCUCGGAGGACGACCCAUAUAUUAUAACAAGAGGAAAAAAGUAUGGGAGUCGUAUAGCAAAAGCUGCAAGAGAUCGGCGAGGAGCAUUAGAAGACAUAGUGAGAUCGGUACAAAAAGAUCCUUAUUAUAUAGCAAGGGGUAAAAAAAAUUCGUUUAUCAAAAUUGGCAAUACUAUUAUGGCACUUGACAGUUUGAAUAAAGAUAAAGUUUGUAGUAUGAUUCAGUCCCUACAGGCACAAGGAGGCAAUAAAAGGAAAAGAGAAGUAAGUGAUCCAGAAAGAGACAGAAGAGCUAUUUUACAAAAGUUGGCUGCUAAAUUGCAAGAAGAUCCCUUUUUUGUAAGUAGAGGUAAAAAAGAUAAAAUAAAUGAAGAUGAGAAUAUUCAAGCAUUUGCCGAUAUCGCUGAUAUGUGUAGUUAA
Messenger RNA from Pieris brassicae (large cabbage white), 1434 nucleotides. RefSeq lists its product as uncharacterized. Lineage: Eukaryota; Metazoa; Arthropoda; Insecta; Lepidoptera; Pieridae. The record is from RefSeq and is a predicted model, not a curated record. The transcript has a single exon. The coding region runs from base 1 to 1434 and encodes 477 amino acids.